Molecule: messenger RNA, 1255 nt
Organism: Engraulis encrasicolus (European anchovy)
Lineage: Eukaryota; Metazoa; Chordata; Actinopteri; Clupeiformes; Engraulidae
Gene: syce3
Product: synaptonemal complex central element protein 3
Exons: 4
Coding region: 237-524 (95 amino acids)
Biological process (GO): synaptonemal complex assembly; spermatogenesis; reciprocal meiotic recombination
Source: RefSeq, a predicted model, not a curated record
AACAUCUAGUGCACUGCUGUGAUGAAAGGAGGGAAGUGACAGUCACAUACAUUACUUUGUAUCUGUCUGAAUCACCACCGGCAACAAAGUUUCCACACUCUCCGGAUACCGAGGUGCACGAGCUUCCAUAACGUUUAACUGCCGCUCAUAUCACAAAUAACGACGAACAGUCCAAGCUUAUAUUGUCGACAUCGUCUGCAGUCGGUUUGGAAAACAUCUUUAUCCACGACUACAAGAUGACAGAUUCCUCUAGUUGUGAGUUGCUGGAGAGCUGUGGCCAGGAGACACUGCAGACCACUAAAGAGUUGGAGCGCAUGGUGGAGGCUGUGGAAAACAUGUCAGUGCAGCUGAGCGUGAUGGCGUAUGACUCGGUGGUGCUGCGUACGGAUCCGGACCAGGCCCAGGCCAUGCAGCGGCUGCAGGAGGCUUACCUGCAGUGCGAGGCCGCAGUGCGCCCCCACCUGGCCAACCCAAGCAACCACACCAGAGACACCGCAGCCAGCGACACCAGCGCAACACUCUAGAACUGCACCAGCGCAACACUCUAGAACACCAGAGACACCGCAGUCAGCGACACCAGCGCAAUACUCUAGAACACCAGAGACACCGCAGUCAGCGACACCAGCGCAACACUCUAGAACACCAGAGACCGCAGUCAGCGACACCAGCGCAACACUCUAGAACUGCACCAGCGCAACACUCUAGAACACCAGAGACACCGCAGUCAGCGACACCAGCGCAAAACUCUAGAACUGCAUCAGCGCAACACUAGAAUUCCACCAGUGGAACACUCCAGAACUGCACCAGUGACACCAGCGCAACACUCUAGAACUGCACCAGCGCACCACUAGAAUUCCACCAGUGGAACACUCUACCUCUGUCUGGCCUACACUGCUGUACUGGAGCAGACCAUGCACCAACUGUGCAGUCACACUAUAACCCUGGAAGACCACACGCGCAGUCUGACUGUGUGUGUGUGUGCGCGUGCGUGUGUGUGUGACACCACACUGAUAGGCCAUUGGUGUGUUGACUAUGUUGUUGGGGGGUAAGCUGUUGGUAUAGCUCACUGUACCGUGAUGUUAGCAGUGUGUUUCACGAGUAGUUCAUUAACUGCAUAGCUGUAAGUACUGUUUGUAUUUAUUUAUUAAUGUUACAAUGUUCAGUAAUGAACUGUACACUGGACAAUGCUAUGUUAAUUGGUACAUGAUGUGUACUGGUCUAUGAGAUGUUCAGUAAUAAACAUUGGUCUGGUAAA